UCCGGCGUACCCCAAGGGUGCAUACUUGCACCACUCCUAUUUCUAAUUUAUACAUCUAAUCUCAUGCACUUCCUUAGUCUAUGUAAUGUGCAUUUUUACGUUAAUGACACACAAAUCUAUUGCAGCUUCCCCCCACAAUUGAUGGAUCGUUUCUCGUUGAUCAUUAAUAAUGAGCUAAACUCCUUUGUAGAAUGUGCCACACGCCACUGUCUUUUAAUAAAUCCAUCAAAGUCUCACGUAAUUGUUUUUGGACCUAGACAAAAUAAAAAUGUUAUAGAGAAUCUUAUUAAAAUUGAGAUAAAUGGUGUAACUCUCAAAAUAAUGGACAAUGUAAAAAAUUAAUCUUCGAUUUGAGUAUCACAUCAGCAAAAUUAUGCAGAGAGCAUAUUUGUCGUUGAAAUUUAUUUACGGUAGCCGGAAAUUUCUCUCGUUAAAACUUAAGAUCAUGC
Molecule: messenger RNA, 449 nt
Organism: Acanthoscelides obtectus
Lineage: Eukaryota; Metazoa; Arthropoda; Insecta; Coleoptera; Chrysomelidae
Source: the annotation of a GenBank genome assembly